This is a messenger RNA of Nilaparvata lugens (brown planthopper), 890 nucleotides long. RefSeq names its product tetratricopeptide repeat protein 30A-like. Gene Ontology annotation, cellular component: axonemal microtubule; intraciliary transport particle B. The record is from RefSeq and is a predicted model, not a curated record. Gene Ontology annotation, biological process: intraciliary transport. NCBI's taxonomy places the organism in Eukaryota, Metazoa, Arthropoda, Insecta, Hemiptera, Delphacidae. Gene Ontology annotation, molecular function: protein binding; intraciliary transport particle B binding.
GUUACAAAGCUGAAAGCAGCCAUAAAAUAUGGAGAGGAAGAUCUGAUCAGUGCCAAGGCAUUGAUGGAGAAUUGCCCUGAAGAUGACGACAAUGAGAUAAACCAUGGUUGCAUCUUAUACAAAGAAGGUCGCUAUGAUGAUGCUUUACAAAAAUUCAAUACAGCUCUCAUGAUUCUUGGAUACAACCCUCACCUGUCUUACAACGUGGCAUUAUGUUAUUACCGACUCAAAGAGUACGGUGCAGCCAUGAAGCAUAUUGGUGACAUUAUCGAGAAAGGCAUCAGAGAACAUCCUGAACUGAGUAUAGGAAUGGCGACCGAAGGUAUAGAGGUUCGCAGUGUUGGUAAUACACUGACUCUGCAUGAGACAGCACUGAUCGAAGCUUUCAAUCUCAAGGCAGCAAUUGAGUAUCAGAUAAAAUCAGUGGAAGCAGCAAGAAUAGCCCUGACCGACAUGCCACCUAGAUCUGAAGAGGAGCUGGACGCAGUGACUCUGCACAACCAGGCUCUGAUGAACAUGGAGACGCGCCCUAGCGACGGAUUCGAGAAGCUGCAGUUUCUGCUGCAACAGAACCCGUUUCCACCCGAAACACUCGGCAAUCUGCUGCUGCUCUAUUGCCGCUAUGAGUACUAUGACAUGGCAGCUGAUGUGCUCGCUGACAACACGCAUCUCACUUACAAGUAUCUCUCUCCUUACUUGUACGACUUCCUCGACGCACUGAUAACGCAGCAAUCGUCACCCGAGGAAGCGUACCGCAAAUUCGACGAGAUUGCAUCCCGGCACACCGAGUCACUGAGGAAGGCCACCAAACGGGUGCAGGAGGCCAGGGAGAUGCAUGAGGACUCCGCCAUGAAGAAGGCGGUCGCUGACUAUGAGGAUACGCUCGAAAA